Messenger RNA from Meloidogyne enterolobii, 296 nucleotides. NCBI's taxonomy places the organism in Eukaryota, Metazoa, Nematoda, Chromadorea, Rhabditida, Meloidogynidae. The record is from the annotation of a GenBank genome assembly.
GCAUGGAAUCUUGUGCACUUUGUUCGAAACAAAUUAAUUCUGAAGGCAAUAUUUCAGCUGCUUGUGGUCACAAAGUUCAUUUAGCAUGUUUGUUAAGCAUGGAAUCUUGUCCACUUUGUUCGAAACAAAUUAAUUCUGAAGGCAAUAUUUCAGCUGCUUGUGGCCACAACUUUCAUUUAGCAUGUUUAGUGCCUUAUUUCUUGACUAAGAGUUUAUGCCCCAGCGAUGGGUGUGGUUUGGAAAUUGUACGGGAAAUUACAACUGAAUCGGAAAGUGGGUUUAUUUGUUUUAUAUGA